Messenger RNA from Scheffersomyces stipitis CBS 6054, 556 nucleotides. It is a transcript of the gene RPL21A, whose product is annotated as 60S ribosomal protein eL21. Gene Ontology annotation, cellular component: cytosolic large ribosomal subunit; ribosome. Gene Ontology annotation, molecular function: structural constituent of ribosome. The record is from RefSeq and is a predicted model, not a curated record. Gene Ontology annotation, biological process: translation. The transcript has 2 exons. Bases 1 to 483 code for a protein of 160 amino acids. NCBI's taxonomy places the organism in Eukaryota, Fungi, Ascomycota, Pichiomycetes, Serinales, Debaryomycetaceae.
AUGGGUAAAUCUCGUGGUUACAGAUCCGGUACUCGUUACGCUUUCCAACGUGACUUCAAGAAGCAUGGUACUAUUGCUUUGUCCACCUACUUGAAGGUUUACAAGGUCGGUGACAUUGUUGACAUCAAGGCCAACGGUGCUGUCCAAAAGGGUAUGCCACACAAGUACUACCACGGUAAGACUGGUAUUGUCUACAACGUCACCAAGUCUUCUGUUGGUGUCAUCAUCAACAAGGUUGUUGGUCACAGAUAUCUUGAAAAGAGAGUCAACUUGAGAGUUGAACACAUCAAGCACUCUGCUUGUCGUCAAGAAUUCUUGAACAGAGUCAAGUCCAACGCUGCUGCUAAGAAGGAAGCCAAGGCCAACGGUCAACAAGUCCAAUUGAAGAGACAACCAGCCAAGCCAAGAGGUUCCAGAAUCAUUACCACUGAAGGUAACAUUCCUCAAACCUUGGCCCCAGUUCCUUACGAAACUUUCAUUUAAAUGGUUUAUUUAUAUUUUUGUGAUAGAAUCUUGGGACACUCAUACUUCUAAUUAAAAAAUUAAUGCACGUAGU